AUGUCGCUCGCCCGUUCCGCCGCGCCCGUUCGAAGCGCCCUUCGCACCGCUGCCAACCAGCAGCAGCGCUCCUUUACCACCGCCAAAGCUUCCGGCAUCUCCACCGCUGCCGCUGACGAUGGGGCAUUGACCUCCUCCGUCACCGUCGCCGUCAAGGCCGGUUCCCGCUACGAGACUGCUCCCGGUGUCGCCCACGUGCUCAAGAACUACCUCUUCAAGUCGAACCAGAAGCGUUCUGCUCUGCAUCUCGUCCGCGAGGCCGAGUUCUACGGUGGUGUUCUCUCCACCGCGCUCACCAAGGAGCACCUGCUUCUCACCGCCGAUUUCCUGCGUGGUGACGAGGACUUCUUCGUCGAGGUGCUCGGCGACGUCCUGACCAAGUCCAAGUUCGCCGCCCACGAGUUCAACGAGGAGGUGCUCCCCCAGGUUCAGGCCGAACACGCCCAGGCGCAAUCCAACCCCGCCGUGCUCGGUUACGACUCGUUGCUCCAGACCGCCUACCGUCAACGCAGCCUCGGACACUCGCUCUUCGCCUCGCCCGCCUCGCCCGUCUCCCACCGCCAGACCGUCGACUUUGCCCACGCCGCUUUUGCCAAGAACAACAUCGCCGUCCUUGGUUCCGGUAUCGAGAGCGGCAAGCUUUCGCAGCUCGUCUCGGCCCACUUUGGCGACCUUGCCGCCAACGCUUCCGUCUCGAGCACCGCUGCCAAGUACUUUGGUGGCGAGCAGCGCAUUGCUUUCGCUGCCCCGCACGGUGCCGAGAACACGCGUGCUGCUCACGGUCACUUCUUUAUCGCUUUCGAGGGUGCUGGUCACAAGGACGCUGCCGCUGCCGCCAACUUGGCCGUGCUCCGCUCGCUCCUCGGCGGCGAGUCGUCGGUCAAGUGGAGCAACGGUGUCUCGCCCCUCUCCCAGGUCGCCGACAAGGUCCAGGGCGCCCAGGCCAACGCGUUCAACCUCACCUUCUCCGACUCGGGCGUCUUCGGUGCCCACAUCUCGGCACCAACCGCGUCCGUCCAGCAGGCUGCUAGCCAGGUCGCCCAGGCACUCAAGAACGUCGCUGGCGGUCUCAAGGAGGAGACCAUCAAGGCCGCCAUCGCCAAGGCCAAGUUCGAGCGCGCAUCCGUGCUAGAGAACCGCACCGCCUCGCACGAGCUUGUCAGCGCCCAGCUGCUCGAAGUGGGUAACGUCGCCACUUUGGAGGAGACCUUCUCGGCGCUGGAGGGUGUCAAGGCAUCGUCGCUUUCGAGCGCUGCCGAGAAGCUGCUCAAGAGCAAGCCAACCACUGUUGCCGUCGGUGACGUUCACCAGCUUCCUUACGCCGACGAGGUUCUUUAA
This is a messenger RNA of Sporisorium graminicola, 1338 nucleotides long. RefSeq lists its product as uncharacterized. The transcript has a single exon. The coding region runs from base 1 to 1338 and encodes 445 amino acids. Gene Ontology annotation, cellular component: mitochondrion. Gene Ontology annotation, molecular function: metal ion binding. The record is from RefSeq and is a predicted model, not a curated record. NCBI's taxonomy places the organism in Eukaryota, Fungi, Basidiomycota, Ustilaginomycetes, Ustilaginales, Ustilaginaceae.